This is a messenger RNA of Eupeodes corollae, 2731 nucleotides long. Its product is annotated as hydroxymethylglutaryl-CoA synthase 1. The transcript has 2 exons. The coding region runs from base 700 to 2082 and encodes 460 amino acids. Lineage: Eukaryota; Metazoa; Arthropoda; Insecta; Diptera; Syrphidae. Gene Ontology annotation, molecular function: hydroxymethylglutaryl-CoA synthase activity. Gene Ontology annotation, biological process: acetyl-CoA metabolic process. The record is from RefSeq and is a predicted model, not a curated record.
UUUUUUGUUUUUCUAUUCUUCCUCUUGCCUACAACUGUCAUCAACAAAUUAUACCGAACUAAAAAAAGAAGAUUUUUGUCCUAUACAGUGACAGCCUGCAAAGUGAAUCAUCCGAUGUCAUCAGCCGUUUAAAUUCUAUCACUUUAUUAAGCCUGGUCAAAGUUCCAUUCACUAGAAAUCUCUUGAUUCCAUUGUCGUGUCGGUGGUCUCUCUGUUUGUUUUUCUUUUUUUAUGAAAUCGUCGGGCUUAUAAUGAAAUUCCAACGGCAAGUGAGCUGAGAGAAGACAAGCUAACUAUAAACCACAUGUAGAACCGAUACGAUACCAACCCAAUCAUCAAUAGGAAGCAGACACAGAAAAGUGAAACGACUUUUGUAACCAUAAACUACGAAGAAACGAAGACGACCUAGUUAACGAGUCGCUUGUCGAAGAGAAGCAACAGAAGCAGCAAAACUGGACAGAGGGAAUCGAAUAACUCAAUUCUGCUACUGCUGGCAUAAGAGAGAGAAAGUUUCUUUUUCUUUUAACAACGUAACUAAUUUAAAACUUAACUAACCCUUUGCAACGAAAUCCAAGUCACAACAAAACGGUGAAAGUUUUUUUUUUUUGUUGGUUUCAAAAAUCUUGUUUCUCGUCGGACAACUGCUUCUACCUUCUUAAAUCGCGUGCCUUUAUCAGCAAAGAGAGAACUAUUUAAAAAAUGUGGCCAGAGAACGUCGGAAUCCUUGCAAUUGAGGUGAUAUUCCCAUCGCAAUAUGUCGACCAGACUGAGUUGGAGCAAUUUGAUGGAGCCUCAGCUGGGAAAUACACCAUUGGUCUGGGACAGAGCAAGAUGGGUUUCUGCUCGGAUCGAGAGGACGUGAAUUCCCUCUGUCUGACGGUGGUGAGUCGUCUGCUUGAGAAGCACCACAUCAAACCAAGUCAGAUUGGCCGUUUGGAGGUCGGAACUGAGACCAUCAUUGACAAGUCGAAGUCUGUGAAAAGUGUUUUGAUGCAAUUGUUUGCCGACCAAGGAGCCACAGAUAUCGAAGGUAUCGACACAACCAACGCAUGCUAUGGAGGAACUGCAGCCCUCUUUAACUCUGUCAACUGGAUAGAAUCGUCGAGCUGGGAUGGAAGACUCGCCCUAGCCGUGUGUGCAGAUAUUGCUGUGUACGCGAAAGGAGCUGCCCGACCAACAGGAGGAGCGGGAGCUAUUGCCAUGCUCAUUGGACCAAAUGCUCCUCUAGUGUUCGACCGUGGUCUAAGAGCCACUCACAUGGAACACGCCUAUGACUUCUAUAAGCCAGAUCUGAGCUCAGAAUACCCAACAGUUGAUGGUAAACUAUCGAUCCAAUGCUACCUGUCAGCCUUGGACACUUGCUAUCAACUCUAUCGCAAGAAGUUCGAGGCCAAGCAUCCUGACACAGCCAAAGUGGGUCUGGAAAACUUCGACGCAUUGCUCUUCCACACACCCUUCUGCAAACUAGUCCAGAAAUCCGUAGCUAGAGUUGUCUUCAAUGACUACCUCCUGACGCCCGAGGACAAACGCAAAACUCUCUACCCGGGCUUGGAAAAAUUCUCAAACUCAACACUCGCUUCUACCUACUUCGACCGGGAUGUCGAGAAGACUUUCAUGACACAAUUUGCCGAUGUUUUCGAAAAGAAAACCAAAAAAUCUCUACUCCUAGCCAGCCAGGUGGGAAACAUGUACACACCGUCAGUGUACUCCGGUCUAGUCUCGCUGCUGGUCAGUGAAACACCCGAUAGUCUCGUCGGAACACGCAUCGGUCUCUUCUCCUAUGGCUCUGGGCUGGCUGCUUCGAUGUAUUCAAUUUCAGUUACUAAAGAUGCUAGUAUCUUCAAGAAAUUCGUUUCGAAUUUGGACUAUGUCCUGCCUAUGCUGAAUUCUAGAGAGAAAAUCUCUCCUGAGGAAUUCUCUCAAUUGAUGGAAGUGCGUGAGAAGAACAACCAUGCUGCUCCCUAUACCCCAACUGGCAGCACAGCUGUACUCUUCCCUGGAACUUAUUACCUCAAAGAAGUCGACGAAUUGCAUCGAAGGACGUACGAACGAGUACCAACAAUCUCCAACGGCGUUCACUAAAAAAAAGUCUCAAUAAAGAACCGAACCGCCGCGUUUUGUAUCAAUCCACAAAUCACAGAGUUCGUUCUUGGAUUGAAUGGAAUUCAGCUUCGAAUAUCAAAACACAAAAACAAACGUAAUCGCAAUAAUUAAAAAUCUCUGGGUAUUCGUUGCAGAAUCUUCCGUUACGACGACGACGGACGGAUCCUGUGACGUGGGUUAUUUAUUAUAAUAUAAUUAUUAAUUUUAUUAAAAUAGAAAUAUUUUCUUUGUUUAUUUUAAAGAAAAUAAUAAUAUUCUUCUCUAAUUUCUUGACAAUAAUUUAUUUUAAAAUUUAAUUUUUAAAAAAUAAUGCACGGUGCAAAAGUUUAAAUGUUUUUUUUUUUAAUUAAUUAUUUUUCUUCUUUUAAUUGUAUAAAAAAAAUAUUAUAAAAUUUGUUAUAUAUUCGAAUGGGCGGGAAUUUUAAAAACAAACAAAGUUUAAAAAUCAAAUAUUUUUAAAUACCGUUGUAUAUAACAAGUGAAUGAAAAUUUUGAUACCUUAUGUAGUUAGGUAGGGAGCUCUUAAUAGUUAAAAAUAAAAUAAAAACAAAAACAUUUAAAAUUUAAAAAAGUAUAUAUAUAAAAUGGUGGAUAAUGUAUAGAAUACAAAAUCUAGAAUUUAUUAAAA